AUGGCUUCAGCCAAAGAAAAACCAGCCAUAUAUUAUGAUGAAGAUCAUUGUGAUUCUGGUGAUGAGACUGUCCUUGUUCGUGAUAGCAAGGAUCAUCCGUUGCUGAGCUAUGCGAUUCGUGGAUGGCAGCACCUUGGACAUCUUUCGGAUGAAGAUGUUUGCGUUAUGAACGCCCUAUCACUGCUGAACUCGGAGUUUAUUCGAAACACCAAGAAACAUCUUGCGCUUGCAGCUCAAGAUGACGACGACUGGCGUGGACCUAUGUGGUUGACGGUCGAUGUGACUUUGCCCUCCCUUCUAUUCAUCCCGAUUAAACACGGAAAGCCAUGGAUAGUCGAAUUCCUCGUCAAGCAGCAACCCCAUCUACUGGACGUGGAUACUGCCUCUGGUUGGGUUUCUCCUUUGAUUUUUGCCAUGGCCAUGCACCCUGACUUCCUCAGUAUUAUCCUGAAACUGGGCGUCGAUCUCAACAAGCUGUCUUUCAUCAGCUGCGACCAAUAUCCCAUUAUUGACGGCUCAUAUGCUCCAAUUUCGUGGGCAGCCGCGAUUGGAAGCGAAGUCGCCGUGGAUUUCUUGCUUUCACAAACGGAGGUCAUCCUACCUAAUGAUAUUCUGCAAAUGACCGCUAUGUCAUACCAGCCGCCGCCCGAAUGUAUCCGCAAAUUUCGUGAGCGCGGUGCAGAUGUCAAUUUCACUGCCAACGGUUCUACCCCUAUCCAUACUUUCCUCCCCAAGCAACCCUAUAUAUUUAUUGACGAAAGCCGAUCGCUAUCUGCCGUGAAAGCGCUCAUUGAGCUGUCGUAUGAUAUUUCCUUACAGGACCGGACUGCCAGAACAGUACUACACAUUGCUCUUGAUCACAAUCUGGACUAUAUUGUCGCAUACCUCCUCGAGCAAAACGCAGAACUGUCAGCAACAGCGACUCUCCAUCCAGACAUGCGGAGCUGGGCUAAAAAUGAGACAUUUAAGGGGAAGGUUAUUGAUGCUACAACGGAAUUCCAACUUGUCGAGUUUUCAUCGGCAAUCACUGCUGACCGUGGUAACCCUGAUCCUAUCUCCGUGCAAUUACCGUUUAGCGAAGACUUCUGCAAUAACAUUCGCGCCGACUAUCAGUCACUUCAAAACAAAAUACAAGACUCCCCGAAAGAUGAUUCCCUCAGACUUAAGAUCGACAUUUCAUACUUCAAUUGUCAGCAUGUCUACAGUCGCUUGUUCGACUAUCAUCAAGGAGAUGAAGUAUCCAGCACGUUACGACAAAUGACUGAGGACAAAGGGUUGGGUGGUGUUAUCAAAUGA
Messenger RNA from Suillus clintonianus, 1296 nucleotides. RefSeq names its product ankyrin repeat-containing domain protein. The transcript has 3 exons. The coding region runs from base 1 to 1296 and encodes 431 amino acids. NCBI's taxonomy places the organism in Eukaryota, Fungi, Basidiomycota, Agaricomycetes, Boletales, Suillaceae. The record is from RefSeq and is a predicted model, not a curated record.